Molecule: messenger RNA, 4077 nt
Organism: Blastomyces dermatitidis ER-3
Lineage: Eukaryota; Fungi; Ascomycota; Eurotiomycetes; Onygenales; Ajellomycetaceae
Product: phospholipid-translocating ATPase
Exons: 3
Coding region: 1-4077 (1358 amino acids)
Biological process (GO): phospholipid translocation; endocytic recycling; intracellular protein transport
Cellular component (GO): plasma membrane
Molecular function (GO): ATPase-coupled intramembrane lipid carrier activity; ATP binding; ATP hydrolysis activity
Source: RefSeq, a predicted model, not a curated record
AUGACCAGUGGCAGGCCGCCGGGCUACGGUCCGCCCCCUGGAAACGAUGGUAAUCUCGUACAGCUCGAAGACACAGCCUCUGUAUACAACACCGGCCAGCGCCCUCCAGUGACUGACGAUCACCUCCUGCAACAAUUCGAUAUCCAAGAUUCCGAUACACUCCAACCAAGGCCAUCAGUAUCAUACGAUGCAUUCGUUGGGGGUAGUCAGCCAGCACAGGCUGCUGGAUCGCGGCCAGGAGCUGGACCUCGAACGGGCCCUUUCUACGAGGAUGGUGAAGCAUAUCGACCCUACUCGCAGACCGUAGAUUUACACAACUACCAGCGAUAUUCAGAUGACUUAAACGACUUUGACGAUGCGCGAUCAGCGCAAGGUUACUAUAAUGAUCAAAAUGACUUGGACGGUGCGAUGCCCGUGAGAGAUGCUCGCACGCGGGAUCGGAACAGUAUAUUGAGCCUGGGCGGCGGAUUGAUGGGGAAAGCAAAAAAUAUGCUAGGUAUGGGACAGCAGUACUCAGAAAUGGACUUGCCGUUGACCGAAACGGGCGCCAGACCGGCUAGAGUGGACUCCGUGGGGACAGACGGUGAUGGAGCAGGUCCAAGAGCUCAGAAGAAGAAAUUCAGUGCUGGGGAUUUUAAAUUUGGGUUUGGCAGGCGCAAGAUCGAUCCGUCAACGUUGGGCCCUCGUGUCAUCCUGUUCAAUAAUUCCCCGGCCAAUGCGGCAAACAAAUAUGUCGACAACCAUAUAUCAACCGCCAAGUACAAUGUGAUCACUUUCUUGCCGAAAUUCCUAUUCGAACAGUUCUCCAAAUACGCGAACUUGUUCUUCUUGUUUACCGCCAUCCUCCAGCAAAUUCCCAAUAUUUCGCCGACUAAUCGAUAUACCACCAUCGCGCCUCUCGCUGUUGUGCUUCUAGUAUCAGCUAUAAAAGAACUAGUUGAAGAUUGGAAACGGAAGUCUUCGGAUAAAUCGCUCAAUUACUCGAGGGCCCAGGUACUCAAGGGCUCCAGUUUUGAGGAUACGAGAUGGAUCAAUGUGGCAGUCGGUGAUAUCGUCAGAGUCGAGUCAGAACAGCCUUUCCCCGCCGACCUGGUCCUCCUGGCAAGUUCCGAACCGGAAGGUCUGUGUUACAUCGAAACUGCAAACUUGGAUGGCGAAACGAACCUCAAAAUCAAACAAGCAAUACCAGAAACGGCCGAUCUUGUUAGUCCCAGCCAACUAAGUAGGCUCACUGGGAGAGUCAAAUCCGAACAGCCAAAUUCCAGCCUUUAUACCUACGAGGCUACAUUGACAUUGCAAGCUGGUGGUGGAGAAAAGGAGCUACCGCUCAACCCUGAUCAACUCCUCCUCCGUGGUGCUACUUUGCGUAAUACCCCCUGGAUCCAUGGUCUUGUUGUUUUCACCGGCCAUGAAACAAAAUUGAUGAGGAACGCAACCGCAACACCAAUCAAGCGAACCGCUGUUGAACGCAUGGUAAACAUGCAAAUUCUUAUGCUUGUCGGCAUUUUGCUUGUUCUUAGUUUGAUUAGCUCGAUAGGAGACCUCGUUGUUCGGAUGAAAUCUGCUGACGAGCUCACCUACCUGUACAUCGGAAAUGUCAAUGCGGCUCAACAGUUCUUCUCUGACAUUUUCACAUAUUGGGUCCUCUACUCUAAUCUCGUCCCUAUAUCUCUUUUCGUGACUAUAGAAAUAGUCAAGUAUUGCCACGCAUUCCUCAUAAAUUCCGAUCUAGAUAUUUACUAUGACAAGACAGAUACACCUGCCACAUGUCGUACCUCUUCUUUGGUCGAAGAGUUAGGCCAAAUCGAAUACAUCUUCUCCGAUAAAACGGGCACUUUGACGUGCAACAUGAUGGAGUUUAAGCAAUGCUCUAUCGGCGGGAUUCAGUAUGCCGAAGUAGUACCAGAGGACAGAAAAGUGAUGGAAGGCGAUGACUCAGAUAUGGGAAUGUAUGACUUUAAGCAACUGACUAAGAAUUUGGAGUCGCAUCCCACCCAGAUGGCAAUCCACCACUUUCUUACUCUUUUAGCUACUUGCCACACUGUCAUUCCAGAGAGGAGGGAAGAAAAGCCUGAUGUUAUCAAGUACCAGGCUGCCUCUCCUGAUGAAGGAGCGCUAGUUGAAGGUGCAGUUAUGAUGGGCUAUCGAUUCACGAACCGGCGUCCAAAGUCCGUUAUCAUCACUGCGAACGGUCAAGAGCAGGAAUUUGAAUUGCUUGCAGUCUGCGAGUUUAACUCGACGAGAAAACGCAUGUCUACUAUUUUUAGAUGUCCUGACGGUAAAAUCAGAAUUUACUGCAAGGGAGCCGAUACUGUUAUCCUGGAGCGGUUGCACCAGGACAAUCCGACUGUUGAUGUUACUCUUCAGCACCUCGAAGAAUACGCCUCUGAUGGUCUCCGGACAUUGUGUCUCGCUAUGAGGGAAAUACCUGAUGAGGAAUUCUACCAGUGGUACCAGAUAUUCGACAAAGCAGCAACAACAGUAACUGGGAACCGAGCUGAGGAACUUGACAAAGCGGCCGAGAUCAUCGAGAAAGACUUUUUCCUUCUUGGUGCAACAGCUAUCGAAGAUAAGCUUCAAGAUGGUGUUCCAGAUACCAUCCACACCUUGCAAACCGCGGGCAUCAAAGUUUGGGUUUUGACUGGCGACCGGCAAGAAACUGCUAUCAACAUCGGCAUGAGCUGCAAGUUGAUCUCGGAGGAUAUGGCUUUGUUGAUUGUCAACGAGGAGUCGGCCCAGGCUACAAGAGAUAACUUAUCAAAAAAGUUACAACAGGUUCAGAGUCAGGCCGGUUCCCCAGACAGCGAGACAUUGGCGCUUAUCAUUGACGGUAAAUCCCUAAUGUAUGCUCUGGAGAAGGAUAUGGAGAAGAUAUUUUUGGAUUUGGCUGUUAUGUGCAAAGCCGUCAUUUGUUGCCGUGUAUCUCCCCUUCAAAAGGCACUUGUCGUCAAGCUUGUCAAACGGCACCUCAAAGCGUUGCUACUUGCCAUUGGGGACGGCGCGAACGACGUUUCCAUGAUCCAGGCUGCCCACGUGGGUGUCGGCAUUAGUGGUGUUGAAGGUCUUCAGGCAGCCCGCAGCGCGGACGUCUCAAUCGCCCAAUUCCGCUUUCUUCGGAAGUUGCUUCUAGUUCACGGUGCGUGGAGUUAUCAGCGUAUCAGCAAAGUCAUUCUCUACUCGUUCUAUAAAAACAUUGCGUUGUACAUGACUCAGUUCUGGUACUCUUUUCAAAACUCCUUUUCCGGUCAGGUUAUUUACGAAUCUUGGACUCUAUCAUUCUAUAACGUCUUUUUCACCGUCCUUCCCCCUUUCGCCAUGGGCAUUUUUGACCAAUUCAUCUCGGCUCGUCUGCUAGACAGAUACCCACAGCUCUACCAGUUAGGCCAGAAAGGUGUAUUUUUCAAGAUGCACAGCUUCUGGUCCUGGGUCGGCAACGGCUUCUACCACUCCCUCAUCGCUUACUUCCUCUCCCAGGCGAUCUUCCUUUGGGACCUCCCUCUAACAAACGGCAAAAUCGCCGGCCACUGGUUCUGGGGAACUGCACUUUAUACCGCCGUCCUCGCUACCGUUCUCGGGAAAGCUGCGCUCGUCACCAAUAUCUGGACCAAAUACACAUUCAUCGCUAUUCCCGGCUCUUUUAUAAUCUGGAUGGCCUUCCUGCCCGCCUACGGCUUCUCUGCGCCCAGAAUCGGCGCCGGCUUCUCGACAGAAUACGAAGGCAUCAUUCCUAACCUCUUCCCGUCGCCGGUCUUCUGGCUCAUGGCCGUCGUGCUACCAGCCGUAUGUCUCGUGCGCGAUUUCGCCUGGAAGUACAUCAAGCGCAUGUAUUUCCCGCAGGCGUACCAUCAUGUGCAAGAGAUUCAGAAAUACAACGUGCAAGACUACAGACCCCGCAUGGAGCAGUUCCAGAAAGCAAUCCGCAAAGUUAGGCAGGUGCAGCGGAAUCGGAAGCAGAGAGGUUAUGCCUUUAGUCAGGCGGAUGAAGGUGGACAGAUGAGAGUUGUUAAUGCUUAUGAUACUACUAGAUCCAGAGGGAGGUAUGGGGAGAUGGCGAGUUCGAGGCCUGUUGAUAUUUGA